Messenger RNA from Aspergillus pseudoviridinutans, 7788 nucleotides. RefSeq names its product type I iterative polyketide synthase. The record is from RefSeq and is a predicted model, not a curated record. Gene Ontology annotation, biological process: fatty acid biosynthetic process. Gene Ontology annotation, molecular function: 3-oxoacyl-[acyl-carrier-protein] synthase activity. Bases 1 to 7788 code for a protein of 2595 amino acids. Lineage: Eukaryota; Fungi; Ascomycota; Eurotiomycetes; Eurotiales; Aspergillaceae. The transcript is spliced from 2 exons.
AUGACCACACAUCCUCGCCAGAAGCCCAAGGUGUUCCUAUUCGGCCCUCAAGCACUUGCUCUCGAUGCGAAAUUCUUCCAUCAGCUCCGUCUUAAUCUCCAUGCCGACCAGAACGCCAAGUGGGCUCUGAGUAUCGUACCGGAACUGCCGCACGUCUGGGAAAGCCUCAUCCACCAUGUUCCCAAGUUGCAACACGUGAACGGCGCCCAAUUGCUACGUGACCUCAACCGAGGGCUGCAGACUGGAGAGAUAUCGCCCUCUCUCUUUCCAUUACCGAAUAUCCUACUUUCCCCCUUGGUAGUGAUCGCUCAGCUAACACAGUAUGCGAACUUUCUCACGGCGGCAUUACCGAACCUCGGCGAGACCGAUGAGCUCCCAGCGUCCGUCACAGAGGCUGCUGAGACGCUAGGGUUAUGCACCGGCAUUCUCAGCGCAUUUGCAGUGUCGUCGUCCUCCAGCCUGGCUCAGCUCUACAAAAAUGGCGCAGUGGCAGUUCGGCUUGCCAUGCUUGCUGGCGCGCUGGUGGAUGCGGAGCAAUCAUCGCCUGGCUCAGAUGGUGUUGCAACGUCAGUCUCUGUGUCCUGGAAUGGUGUUGAGCCCAGUGCUGCACUGUCUAGAGUGUUAAAGGACUGUCCUGAGGCAUACAUAUCCGUUCAUGUUGACGAGAAGAGAUCAACAGUCACUGUCUCUCAGCGAGAGGCUGCCAACCUAGUUCAGCAAAUGAAGGACUCUGGCUUGCAUGUGUUUGACGUCGCGCUAUCCGGACGAUUUCACUGGUCCGGACAUGCAGCAGACGCAGAGCGACUCAUUGCGUUCUGUAGCAGCCAUGCCGAAUUCCAGUUCCCCGAGCCUUCCGAAAUGCUCCUGCCCAGCAUUUUGAGCACAGGCGGCAGUCUCCAUGAGAUUGCGUUGCGGGAAAUCCUGCUGAAGCCGUCGCAGUGGCUGGAGACCUUUACCCGCGUCUACUCAUCUCACCUGGAGGCCGCGGGUGCCACGUUCAUAUGCUUUGGCCCAGAGCGGUGCACGCCACCCACAAUGACAAGGAAGUUAGGCUCUCAGCUAGUCCAGCUCACAGACAUUGACCUGUCGACUUCUCCGCUGCCUGCACAGCUUCUAGGCCAGAGCCUGGAUGAGCUCCCAGAUGAUCGGGUUGCUGUCAUCGGCAUGGCCUGCCUUGUCCCAGGGGCCGACGAUCUCGACGGAUAUUGGAAAAUCCUCACGAGCGGCCAGUCCCAGCACACAGAGGUGCCCUUGGAGCGCUUCUCAAUGCAGACUGCAUUUAGGGAGCUGGAUCCUAAUCGCAAAUGGUACGGCAACUUCAUCGCGGACUAUGACGCUUUCGAUCACAAAUUCUUCAAGAAGAGUCCGCGGGAAAUGGCAUCCGCUGACCCACAACAUCGUUUGAUCAUGCAGUUGGCAUACCAGGCUGUGGAGCAGUCAGGUUAUUUCAGAGCCCAAGGGGAGGCACCAGCGAGCAGGCAUAUUGGAUGCUAUAUCGGAAUCGGCAAUGUCGAUUAUGACCGAAACAUCGCCUGCUACCCAGCGAAUGCUUACUCUGCCACGGGAAACCUGCGGAGUUUCGUUGCGGGAAAAGUGAGUCAUUACUUUGGCUGGACGGGCCCCAGUGUGACCAUCGAUACGGCCUGUUCAUCCUCAGGUGUUGCGGUCCACCAGGCCUGUCGCUCGAUCCUUCACGGGGAAUGUACCAGUGCGUUGGCCGGUGGUGUCAACGUCCUCAGUCACCCGGACUGGUUCCAUAAUCUAGCUGGCGCUUCCUUCUUGAGUCCGACAGGCCAGUGCAAGCCAUUUGAUGCCGCAGCGGACGGAUAUUGCCGAGGAGAAGGGGCCGGCGUGGUCUACCUCAAGAAACUGUCGUCCGCCAUUGCGGAUGGUGAUCAAGUGCUCGGGGUGAUUGCGAGCACGAAAGUCUAUCAAAAUCAGAACUGUACCCCUAUCACCGUCCCCAACACGGACUCAUUGUCAGAGCUCUUUCAGGAUAUUGUUCAACAAGCCAGACUCCCACCUCAGGCCAUCUCGGUAGUCGAGGCGCAUGGCACAGGGACUCCGGUCGGCGAUCCGGCGGAGUAUGCAGCGAUCAAAAGAACACUCGGCGGCUCGGUUCGCUCAGAUGUGCUCUCUCUGAUGUCGGUCAAGGGACUCCUUGGCCAUACGGAGUUUGCCUCGGGGAUAAUAUCCCUGGUGAAGGUCCUGCUCAUGAUCCACGAGGGCUUCAUCCCGCCACAGGCCAGCUUUACUUCCAUCAACCCUGCACUGCAAGUUGCUCCGCAGGACAUGAUUGACAUCCCGACAAGAACGAAGCCUUGGGAUGUGGGCUUUCGCGCAGCACUGAUCAACAACUAUGGGGCCUCUGGCUCAAACGCUUCCAUAGUCGUUACUCAGGGACCCAGGGCUAGCUUUCAUGCUUCGAAGACUGCUCUCGUGUCGGCAGAUGGUGUGAGCUUCCCAUUCUGGUUCUGUGCGCACGAUUCCCAGAGUCUCCGGGCCUACAUUAUCAAAUUUAGGGACUUCCUGCAACGACACGCCAGUUCAAACAAGGACCUGAGUGCACGCAAUCUGUCCUUUCAGCUAGCACGCCAGUCCAACCGCGCUCUUCCAAACGCUCUGAUCCUGAAGGCUUCCUCUGCGACUGACCUGGAUCAGAAGCUGCUUGCUUUCGAGCAAGCAGAAAAAAGCACUGGGGAAAUUCAACCGCCGCCUGCCCGUCCGGUGAUUCUUUGCUUCGGCGGGCAGGUUUCCACGUUUGUAGGUCUGUCAGAAGAUCUUUAUUACCAGAUCGCUGCCCUGAAAGCCCAUCUCGACGAGUGCGACGCCGUAUGUAUCUCUCUGGGCCUGAACAGUAUCUAUCCCGACAUCUUCCAGACGUCUCCCAUACAAGACACAGUCAAGCUUCAAACAAUGCUUUUUGCCACGCAGUAUUCCUGCGCCAGACUGUGGGUUGAGUCCGGUGUCCAAAUUGCUGCUGUGGUAGGACACAGUUUUGGCGAGUUGACGGCAUUGUGCGUCGCGGGGGUUUAUUCACUUAAGGAUGCGCUCAAGUUGAUUUCUGGUCGCGCUCGUCUCAUCCGGGAUAGCUGGGGCGCGGAGAAAGGAGCCAUGCUCGCCGUUGAGGCGGAUUUGACGGAUGUGCAAGCCUUGAUCUCCUUGUCGAAAAAGGCAUCAGGUAUCGCCUCUGAUGUUUCGAUCGCUUGUUACAAUGGUCCCAAGCUGUUCACACUGGCUGGCUCAGUAAAAUGCAUUGAACUCACUCAGGAACUGGCAAAGACCAGCCCUGCUUUCUCGAGCAUAAAGACAAAGAGGCUGGGCGUCACCAAUGCCUUUCAUUCCUCCCUCGUUGACCCGCUCAUUGGUGACCUCGAAGCACUCGGUCAAGAGAUUACGUUUAAAGAGCCCGCAAUUCGCGUUGAACACGCAACCGAGUUAAAAACUACCGGCCAACCAGCAGGCAACUUCAUCGCUCAGCACCUGAGGAACCCGGUGUUCUUCAAUCACGCAGUCCAGCGACUGGCCAAGGAGUUCCCGUCGGCUAUCUGGCUGGAGGCUGGAUCGAAUUCUACUGUCACCAAUAUGGCGAGCCGCGCCCUGGGCAAUUCGACGUCAAAACAUCAUUUCCAGUCCGUCAAUAUAACUGGUGAAUCCUCCUCCAUCCAAAGCCUAGUUGACACGACGAUAAAGCUAUGGAAGGAGGGCCUGAACAUAUCCUUCUGGGCCCACCAUGCCAGACAGACACCCGAUUAUACCCCCGUUAUUCUCCCUCCGUACCAAUUCGAAAAGUCACGACAUUGGAUGCACUUGCAAGAGCCCCGGAAGCUUGAUGUUUCAGCGGCCGAGCCUCUGCAACAUCCUGACGUGGCCAAGGGUCUUACAACCUUCCUCAGCUAUCAGGAUCCGUCACAACAGUCCGCGCGGUUCCGAGUCAACACGGGAGUAGACAAAUUUCAACAGCCAACCUCCGCCAAUGUCGUUGCCAGCACAGCUGCCGUUGCCCCAGGCAUUCUCCAGCUACAGAUCGCCCUGGACGCUCUGACGAAUCUCCGGCCGGAUUUCGACAAGUACAAGUUCCAGCCGGAGAUCCGGGGUGUAUCCUACCACAACGCACUCCCCGCUCACCCUUCCAGCGAGGUGUACCUCGACGUGUUUUCUAAAGACGACAAGGGUGUCACCUGGGACUGGCGGCUCCAUUCGAAAGACUCGGAGUUCAGCUCCGGCACGGUAGAUUUCCGACCAGCGAGUGACCCUCAACUCACGGUCGACUACGAGAAUCUGGCUCGCCUGAGCGGUCAGAAGCGCUGUGCACGUCUCCUCCACGGCGGUCAUGCUGACGAAGUCCUCCAGGGACGGAACAUCUACCGGGCCUUCGAGCAGGUGGUCAAAUACGGGGAACCGUUCCGCUGCGUUACCAAGAUUGCAGGAAUCGAAAAUGAGUCAGCUGGCCAGGUCAUCAAGUCCUACCAAGAGGAAGCGUGGAUCGACCCCGUUCUGACCGAGUGCUUCUGCCAGGUCGCUGGUAUCUUCGUCAACUUGAUGACCCACUCGUCGGAUCUGGAUGACCGUGGCAUCUUUGUCUGCGAUGGGAUCUCCAGAUGGACGCGUAGGCCCCGGCUGAGUACAACCGGUUCGCUGUCGGAUCACUGGGAGGUCUUCGCGGUUCACCACCACGAGUCUGAGAACAAGUAUGUCAGCGACGUGUUUGCGUUUGAUGCUCGCGAUGGAUCAUUAGUCGAAGCAAUUCUUGGCCUCUCGUAUCACAGAGUACCUAUGGAAUCUAUUCGAAAAGUCUUAAGCCGUGCCGCCGAACAAACACCUGCUUCUGCUUCUGCUGGUAUCCCUCUUUCUGUCUCAAUGACUCCUUCAUCAACCCCUCCCAUCGAAGAAUCCACUCGCUCAGUUUCAUCACCCUAUCCAGAGCCGGGGAAGGAACCUGUAAAGAAGAAGGCAGCCAAACUGCCGGGACUGGACGUCUGGGCCAAAACCCGCGAAAUAAUCUGCAAUCUGUCCGGGCUGGAACCUGAAGAGAUUCAGGACGACUCUGACCUAAUUGAGCUGGGUAUUGAUUCUCUCAUGGCAAUGGAGCUGGUACGCGAGGUGCAGGCUGCAUUCAAGUGCACGCUUAGGAAUGAGCAGCUGAUGGAACUGACCGACUUUAAGAGCCUGGUUCGGUGCAUUCAGUCUACGCUAGGGCUUGGCGAUGAUGAGGAUGUGGAGGAAGUGCCAGCAGAAGCCGCUGCUGGCACAAAUGGUACUGUUCACGUCAACGGUGCCAACGAAGCCAAUGGAGUCAAUGGCAUUAAUGGAAUUAACCGAAAUGGUGUUCACACGAAUGGUAACGACGGCCACGCCACUUUCACGACAUCCAUGGUCCGAGACACCUUCAGCGAUUUCAAAUGGACUACGGACGACGCCAUCAUCAAGGGCCGCCUCGCAAACUACUACAAAGAGGUCAUGCCGAGAUCCACUGAGCUCUGUAUCAAGUAUAUCGUUGACGCAUUCGAGCAACUAGGCUGCUCUAUCGGGUCCGCAGCGCCCGGCCAACGCCUUGAGCGCAUUCCAUACCACCCCAAGCAUGCACAGUUUUUAGACUUGAUCUAUGGCUUUCUGGAAACCGAGGCACGCCUGGUCGAUAUCAAUGGCGCGGAAAUCACGCGCACCGCUGUUGCACCACCCACCACCUCUGCGGAAACACUACUCGCAAAGUUGCUUCACGACGAGCCAGUUCACGCCGCCGAACACAGGCUUACAGCACUGGUGGGAGCCAGGUUUGCAGACUUGAUUACAGGCAAGGAGGAUGGUCUGCAGCUGGUCUUCGGCACUCCCGAAGCCCGCGAGAUCGCGUCAGAGAUGUAUGCCAGAUCACCCAUCAAUACCGUCUGGAUCCAGCAACUCGCCGACUUUCUGCUUCAGCUGCUCGGUCAACUUCCGCGAACGGGAGCGCCCAUCUGUAUCCUCGAAAUUGGCGCGGGGACUGGAGGCACAACAAGCAGGAUUGUACCCCUGCUCGCCAAACUUGGUGUCCCUGUCAAGUACACCAUGACUGAUAUCUCUGGCUCACUGAUCGCGGCCGCGCGCAAGCGCUUCAAGCAGUAUCCGUUCAUGGAGUUCAAGGUACUGAACAUGGAAACCGAACCGGACGCGAAACUCCUCGAAAGCCAGCACAUUGUCCUCGCCACUAACUGUGUCCACGCCACGAGGGAUCUGGCCGUCUCCCUAAAGAACCUGCAUCGGAUCCUGCGGCCGGAAGGUUUCCUGGUCAUGCUCGAGAUGACGCAGCAGGUGCCUUGGGUGGAUUUCGUCUUCGGAUUCAUCGAGGGUUGGUGGCUGUUCGAGGACGGACGAAGUUAUGUCCUCCAGCCUGCGGACUACUGGGAGCGAGUGCUGCACUCGGUGGGAUACGGCCAUGUCGACUGGACGGCUGGAGAUCUUCCCGAAGCCAACAUUCAACGCCUUAUUAUUGCUCAUGCGUCUGGGGCCAGGUAUGAUCGAGCGCCGAAACCUGCUUUGCAUCUCACUUCAGAAUCCCAAUUGACCGCAGAUGACCCAGAGCGCGGCGCCACCAUUGACGAGUACGUCGUCAAGUACACGAACGGCUUUGUCCCGCCAUCGCUGCCCCGCGCAGCCGUGGGCAAUGCAUCCCUGAGCAAAAAGCAUUGUGUGCUGGUCACCGGCGCCACGGGCAGUCUGGGUUCCCACAUUGUGGCCUAUUUCGCCCAGCGCCCGGACAUCAGCACGGUCAUCUGCCUUAACCGGGUCAGCACCGUCGACGCAGCCCAACGGCAGCGUGCCUCCCUCGAAAUGCGCGGGAUCACCCUAGACGCGACAUCUCUGUCGAAGCUCCAAGUGCUUGAAAGCGACACCAGCAAACCCCACCUCGGCUUAUCGCCCGAGACCUACAACUACCUCACUCGCACUGUCACCCACAUAGUCCACAGCGCUUGGCCGAUGAGCCUGACACGGCCCAUCCGCACGUACGAGACGCAAUUCAAGACAGCCCGCAACCUGCUCUCCCUCGCAAGGGAUGUGGUUGAGCUCCGACCCGCCCCCUUCAAGCUCGGCUUCCAAUUCGUUUCCUCCAGCGCCGUCAUCGCCAAUUACCCGCUUUGGACUGGAACCCCGCUCGUUCCGGAGGAACCAGGCACAAUCGCCUCACUACCGGGAACGGGCUACGCAGAGGCGAAACUCGUCGUCGAGCGAAUGCUGGCUCAGACGUUGUAUCAGUAUCCGGAAUCCUUCCAUCCGAUGGCCGUACGCGUCGCCCAAAUCGCUGGCUCGACAUCCAACGGGUACUGGAAUCCGACUGAGUACAUGCCCUUCCUGAUCAAGUCAUCACAGGUGCUCCGGCUCCUGCCGGACCUCGAGGGUACGCUCUCGUGGUAUCCGGUGAAUGAUGUAGCGGCUACCCUGGGCGAGCUGCUCCUCACUGAAACAUCGACUGAUCUAAUCUACCAUAUCGAUAACCCGUCACGGCAGGGAUGGAAGGAGAUGAUCGGGACUUUAGCGCGGGCGCUGGGAAUCAGUGAGGAAGGUAUCGUGCCGUAUGAGACUUGGGUAGAUCGCGUCAGGAGGUUCCGGGCCAGUGUGAGCGAUAAUCCGGCGUUGCAGUUGAUUGAGUUCUUUGAUCAUUAUUUCGUGCCUAUGUCGUGCGGCGGGUUGGUGCUGGAUACGGGCAAGGCCAGGAGGCAUUCGGAGACGCUGAGGCAACAGGGACCGAUUGAUGAGGGACUGUUGAUGAAAUAUAUCCUGAGAUGGAAGCAGGAGGGAUUCUUGAAUCCCUAG